Messenger RNA from Nerophis lumbriciformis (worm pipefish), 1548 nucleotides. NCBI's taxonomy places the organism in Eukaryota, Metazoa, Chordata, Actinopteri, Syngnathiformes, Syngnathidae. The record is from RefSeq and is a predicted model, not a curated record.
UAUUGCACUUUUGUAUUUCCAGUUGACACUCUGAAGUGUUAUGAGUGUGCAGCAGGAAGCUCAGGCUCCUGCAUUGAUGCGACAAAAGAGUGCCCCUGGCUGGCGGAUCACUGUGGUGCACUUCGACUUAUCGUAUAUCAUGACAAUGCUGUGAUUGCAGAUAUCAAAGGAAAAAGCUGCACUUCUGCUGCUCACUGUGCAAAUGUCUCAGUCAAUUUUGGAGAGAGCAGAACUUUACUCACCAACAAAUGUUGCGCCACUGACCUCUGCAACAUGCUACCUGCACCAGACAGAUGGCCUGGUGGAACGUUUCAACUAGAGGUUCCCCAGGCGUCCACUGGCUUCUCCCCUUUUGAGCUAGUCUACGGCCGACGUCCCCGAGGCGUGCUGGACAUUGCGAAAGAGACCUGGGAGAACCAACCCUCGCCACACCGCAGUGUGAUCGACCAUGUCGCCCAACUACAAGCCCGGGCUCGCAAAAUCUGGCCCAUGGUAAGAGAACAUAUGGAAAAAGCCCAAAGAGAACAGGCGAAAACGUAUAACAGAGGUGCCACACUCCGAGAGUUCCAAGUUGGGGAAAAAGUGCUGGUAUUAGUUCCGUCCAGCGAGUGCAAGUUCUUGGCCAGAUGGCAGGGGCCUUACGAGGUAAUUGAGAGAAUGGGCCCCGUCAACUACAAGGUAAAUCAGCCAGGCCGGCGGAAAGGUCACCAAAUUUACCAUGUAAAUAUUCUGAACAAAUGGCAUGCGGCAGAGCCGUUGCCAUCUACUGCGUUUUUAACUGCACACUCUCCCCAGACCACUCCCCCGGUACCUAUAGGAGAGGACCUCUCCCCGUCCCAAAAGCAGGAGGUGAAGGAACUUCUGGGACGGAACCAGGACCGCCUCUCGGAAUUGCCAGGAAGGACCCAGGCGAUCAAACAUGACAUUGAGACCAAACCCGGAAAGGUGAUAAGACAAAGGCCCUACCGAAUCCCAGAAGCCAGGUGGGCGGCUAUAAAAGAGGUAAAGAAAAUGUUAGAACUUGGAGUAAUAGAGGAAUCCCAUAGUCCAUGGUCCAGCCCGAUUGUUAUUGUGCCAAAACCAGACGGGUCCCUGAGAUUUUGUAAUGACUUUCGUAAAUUGAAUGAGAUAUCACUGUGUGACGCUUAUCCCAUGCCCAGAGUAGACGAGCUGAUAGAGCGGCUUGGCCCUGCUCGCUUCGUCAGCACCUUGGACCUGACCAAGGGCUACUGGCAGGUGCCAUUGACGGAAAGGGCGAAACCUAAAACGGCCUUCUCCACACCAGAGGGGCUAUUCCAAUAUACCGUCUUGCCUUUCGGGAUCCACGGGGCCACGGCAACAUUCCAGAGGAUGAUGGACCGAGUUCUACGGCCCCACCAAGAAUACGCAGCCGCCUACCUAGACGAUAUUGUGAUUCACAGCACCAGCUGGUCUCUCCAUCUCCAGCAUCUCGACGCAGUCCUAGGAGCCCUUAGACGUGCCGGACUGACUGUCAACGCUAAGAAGCCCGCAAAGUGGAGCGCAUCAGGGAAUGGCCCCGACCCUUGA